AUUUUGCAAACAGCUGAUAAGUGCAACUCGAAGAGGCCGUAAUAUACACAAUACACAGGAGCUAGAGCUAAAUAAAACUUGCACUGAGCAAUGAAAUCAUAAGCAUUUCAACAACGACGGGGACAAGUGUGUGGAUCAACAAAACAUAAACAUAGAGCAGAUCAGAUCAUUAAAAAACCACGUCAACGACGUCGUCGCACAUACGACGCCAAAACUACUAUGAGAACUUUUUUAUGGGUUCUGCUCGCAACCGGAUGUUGUGGCCUGUGGAAUAAUGGAAAUGGAGUACACGGCAAGACUCCAGCAUCCAUUGAAAAUGUGGCACAUUUGUUGCCAGAUGACUUAAAGGAUUACCCACCCACUGUGAUGGUGGCACUGAUGGUGAGAAAUAAAGCACAUAUCCUGCCUUUGUUUUUGACAUAUUUGGAGCAAUUAGAAUAUCCCAAGAAGCGUAUAUCAUUGUGGAUCCGCUCCGAUCAUAACUCCGAUAAUAGCAUAGAAAUCUUAACCGAAUGGCUAAAGCAUGUGGAUCCUUUGUACCAUAGCGUUAAUAAGGUUCUCAAUGAUACCCAGCAACGUCAUCAAAAUGAAAGUUCUCAAUUCGAUUGGCCAACAUCACGUUUCCAUCAUCUUAUCAAUAUGAAAGAGGAGGCUCUACUCUAUGCACAACAAAUCUGGGCAGACUACAUAUUCUAUCUGGAUGCCGAUGUUUUAUUGACGGAAGCACGAACACUCAAACUUUUAACCAGCUAUGGUUUGCCGGUAGUAGCUCCUAUGUUGCUGUCUGAAGGUUUAUACUCGAAUUUCUGGUGUGGCAUGACACCCGAUUACUAUUACUUGCGUACGGAUAUGUAUAAGGAAAUCUACAAUGUCAAUCAGGAAGGUAUCUUCCAAGUGCCCAUGAUACAUAGUGCUGUUUUGAUUAAUGUCAACUACAAUGGCUCAGCUUAUCUAACCUUUGACCGUGACAAUCUUAGACAGCAACUGAAUAAUGGUCUUGAAUAUGCAGCCAGUUUGGGAGAACAAUGCCGUAUGUAUGAUGGACCCGUGGAUGAUAUCAUAGUAUUUGCUAUUUCGGCCAAUUGUUCCAAGAUACCACUGUUUAUAUCAAAUGAGGUGCCAUUUGGUUAUAUACUUCAACCUCUGGAUGCAUCAGAUACGCCUGAACAGGACUACAAACAAUUACAGAAUAUCAAGACAAAUAUUGUGCAUGAUUUAAAUCAAGUUCCAGUGGCCAAAGAAUAUUUGGCCAAAUAUGAGAAAAAGCAAGAAAAAGACAAGCUUGGACUGGAUCACAUCUACAUGAUCAACCUAGAGCGUCGUCCGGAACGACGUGAAAAGAUGUUUAAACUCUUUGAUGCAUUAAAUCUGGAUGUGGAAUACUUCCCAGCUGUAGAUGGAAAAAAAUUAACCCCAGAAAUCAUUCAAGAACUGGGCAUUAAUUUUCUACCUGGCUAUGAGGAUCCCUAUCAUCAUCGCCCUAUGACCAUGGGCGAGAUUGGUUGUUUCCUAAGUCACUAUCAUAUCUGGCAAAAUAUUGUGGAAAAACAACAGAAAGAGGUCUUAGUCUUAGAAGAUGACAUACGUUUUGAGCCCUAUUUUAGACAUAAUGCUAUGGCGGUCAUGGAACAAAUACGCAAUGUGAUUGACUAUGAUUUGGUGUAUUUUGGACGCAAAAGAUUAAAGGACACCGUUGAACCCUGGGUAGAAAAUACCGAAAGUGUGGUGCAUGUCAGUUACUCCUACUGGACCUUGGGCUAUGUCAUAUCCUUAAAGGGUGCCGAAAAACUUCUGAAGGCCAAACCUUUGGAAAAUCUAAUUCCCGUAGAUGAAUAUCUACCCAUUAUGUUCGAUAGACAUCCUAAUAAGACUUGGUCAAAUGCUUUUCCUGAACGCGAUCUAUUGGCCUAUAGUGCUGCGCCUUUGUUAUUGUAUCCCACACAUUAUACCGGUGAUCAUGGUUAUAUUUCCGAUACAGAAGAUUCCUUUUUGGUUGACUCUCAUGAGACUGAUCACUCCCCUUCGGCAGCACAAUUGAAAAGCGAUCCAGAGAGAAUGUUUUUGGCCGAACCCCGUUUUGAUGCCAACCCAAAGGAUUUGCCAGUACCUCAACUUGAAACUGCAGCUGAUAUCAAAUCCCAUGAUGAAUUUUAGUUGAGCAUUUUUUUUUACGCAUUUCGCUUUUUUGAAAAUCCAUACCAAAAAUUUGCAUGCUUUUAUUAGUUUUUAGGAAAAGGAGGAGUUUUUUGCUUCAAACGUUUCGUAUGAACAGCUCUUGCCAAAUGUGUGUGCCUUAGUAGUUUGUAAAGUGUAUAUGUAAACAUUCAUGAUUUUAUUUUUAUAUCAUCAAAAUUGACAUUCUCUACAUAGUAUAAUGUUUCCAUUUUUAUGUGUGUUUUUAGUUCAUUGAUAAGAAUGAAUCUCAAAUAGUUUUUUUUUUAAUCAAAAACCAAAAACAAAUACAAAAUUGAAUAUAAUAAAACCAAAAAUACUCUAAAAAUA
Stomoxys calcitrans (stable fly) is the source of this 2502-nucleotide messenger RNA. RefSeq names its product glycosyltransferase 25 family member. Lineage: Eukaryota; Metazoa; Arthropoda; Insecta; Diptera; Muscidae. The coding region runs from base 220 to 2154 and encodes 644 amino acids. Gene Ontology annotation, molecular function: procollagen galactosyltransferase activity. The record is from RefSeq and is a predicted model, not a curated record. The transcript has 6 exons.